Molecule: messenger RNA, 1933 nt
Organism: Tripterygium wilfordii
Lineage: Eukaryota; Viridiplantae; Streptophyta; Magnoliopsida; Celastrales; Celastraceae
Product: probable ADP-ribosylation factor GTPase-activating protein AGD11
Exons: 11
Coding region: 450-1673 (407 amino acids)
Molecular function (GO): phospholipid binding; GTPase activator activity
Source: RefSeq, a predicted model, not a curated record
UUCCUUUUGUGCGAUCUUUUCCAUUGUUUUGUUCGCAAGAUAAAUCCAAACACAUUAUUUGUCUUUAUUGGUCAGAUUAUCCAUUAUUCGUUUCCCUUAUCUGUUCAGGUGAAGCUGCUCCUGAUUCCAAAACUAGACUUGGGCAUUUCUCUUUUGAAUUCUGGCUAUUGGGUACUGGUUUUUGUAUUCAAUUUCAUGGAAAUAAAUGUGGGUUCUCGACCGUGAUUGAUUUUAUCUUUGAUGAGAGAAGCAUCUGUUCAAAAGCUUCUUUCUUUUCCGCAUUGACAUCAAUAUGUGGUGAUUUGAAUAUGUUUUAAUGCCUAAAAGGAGUUGGCCCUAUAGACAGACGGUAUCAGUUAGAUUCAUGAUUUUUUGUUAGAUUGAGGAGCUGAUAAAUGGCUAAUCACAGACGAUAGCAUAGAGAUUCAUGGUUUUGGUGACAUUGGAGGAUGGAGAUGUCUACCCAGCAAGCGAAUUCUGACUCCAACAAUGUAUCCGGAUCAGGAUGUUGCCUUUAUGAUCUAUUAUAUUCAGAGACACCAAGUCGGAGAUGGGAUCGUCAGAAAAUUUCUGUUAUUUGUUCACUGAAUGCUGGUGCUUGUCAACAUAUUCUCUAUGGCCCACGAGGACGAUUAGAAAAUCUUUUGCAUCAUUCCGGGAAUAGUUUUUGUGCAGAUUGUGGAUCUCCAGAUCCAAAAUGGGUAUCUUUAAGCCACGGAGUAUUUAUUUGUAUCAAGUGUUCCGGUGUUCACAGAAGUUUAGGAGUUCAUAUCUCAAAGGUCCUAUCGGUUAAGCUAGAUGAGUGGACAGAUGAACAAGUAAAUGCUCUGAUAGAUUUGGGUGGCAAUACAGUGGCGAACAAAAAGUAUGAAGCUUUCGUUCCAGAAAAAGUCAGAAAGCCCAAACCAGAUUCUUCUGCAGACGAGCGGACUGAUUUCAUUAGGAGAAAAUACGAGCAGCUAGAAUUCUUGAACCACCCUGAACAAAGUAUGAGCUGCCCCUUCCCAGGUCAUAAAAGGGCAACAUCCUCCUGUAGUAGUUCCUCAAGCUCCAACUCUCUUAAAGAUAAGAGACACUAUGACAAACAACCAACCAGAAACCGCAUUGGCCAUGCAUUCCGUAACAGCUGGGGAAGAAAAGAUGCCGAGCACAAGAACACCAAGAAGAGCAAUUCAUCGGCAGGUAUGGUUGAAUUUAUUGGAUUGGUUAAGGUCAAUGUGGUGAAGGGCACCAAUCUUGCAGUUCGAGACGUGAUGACCAGCGAUCCAUAUGUCAUUCUUGCACUGGGUCACCAAUCGGUGAAGACGCGAGUCAUAAAGAAUAACUUGAAUCCUGUCUGGAAUGAAAGUCUAAUGUUGUCGAUUCCAGAUUAUAUUCCCCCUCUAAAAGUACUUGUUUAUGAUAAGGAUACGUUCUCGACGGAUGAUUUUAUGGGGGAAGCUGAGAUUGACAUUCAACCCCUAGUUGCAGCUGCCAGAGCUUAUGAGAGAUCCGAUAUCAACGAAUCGAUGCAGCUAGGGAAGUGGGUUGCAAGCAAGGAUAACACACUAGUUAAAGAUGGUAUAAUUACCCUCAUAGAUGGGACUGUGAAACAAGAGAUCAGUCUUAGGCUACAAAAUGUUGAAAGGGGAGUGCUAGAGAUUGAGCUUGAAUGUGUUCCUAUUACUCAAUAACUGUGUAGCAGCAUAGAGAGCUUGUGAAAAGAUAACUUAUUGAACAAGUAUCAACUACAUAAAGAGGAACCUUCUUGCCCUGCACAGUCUCAGAUGGUUUGUAAGUAGUCCUUUUUUCUGGUAUGAACUGAUUGUCAAGGGAAUUGGAGUGGAGUUCCAAUGAAAAUUUGUGGAUUUCUUGUCAAAAAAAACCAGAUAGCUACACUUUUCAAACCUUCAUGGCAUCAAGCCUUUAAUUUUUUUUAUUUACUCUUCCUCCA